Microcebus murinus (gray mouse lemur) is the source of this 7787-nucleotide messenger RNA. Lineage: Eukaryota; Metazoa; Chordata; Mammalia; Primates; Cheirogaleidae. The record is from RefSeq and is a predicted model, not a curated record.
AGCCAGACACAGAAGGACAAAUAUUAAUUGUCAAACUCAUAGAAGCAGAGGGUAGAAUGGUGGUUGCCAGAGGCUGAGCAGAGGGAGAAAUGGAGAGGUAUUAGUCAAAGGGUAUGAAGUUUCAGUUAUACAAGAUGAAUAAAUCCUAGGAAUCUGUAAGUGCCUAUAGUUAACAAUUCUGUAUUGCAAACUUAAAAUUUGCUAAGAGGGUGGAUCUCAUGUAAAAUGUUCUUAUCACCAAAAUGAUAAAUAAAUAAAUAAAUAGGACAGGAGGAAAUUUUAGAGGUUAUGGAUAUAUUUAUGGCAUAGAUUGUGGUGACAGUUUUCUGGCCAUAUAUGUGUGUGUAUGUGUGUAUGCACACACACUCAUUGAGUUAUAUAUAUAAAUAUGUACAGGUUUUUAGAUGUCAAUCGUACCUCAACAAAGUAGUUUUUUGUUUUAUUUAAAAAAAAAAAAAGAAGCAGCAGAAGAGGUCAUGGUGAGUUCACAGGUCUUUCUAGGACUCAGCCCCUUACUCUCUGAUACAGGAGAGGAGCAUCUGAGCAUUUUCUUUUCUGUUAGCAUAGAAAAUGUAAAUCUCAGUGCUGUGGGAGAUGUCCUAGGUCAGGAAAUGCCCUGGGUAAUUCACAGUAUAUAAUGCAGAGAAAAAAUCCUGGAUACAAGUCAAAUCCUGGCUCCAUGUGACUCUCAGUAUCCUUAUCUAUAAAAUGAAGAUGAUAAUAUCAGCCCUGCCUUUUUCGCUAAGUUUUUAUGGAGAUCCAGUGGGAGAUUGUAAUUAAAAGUUUUCUGUAACCAGCAAAAGCAGAUAAGGAGGCAUAAGCUCAGUUGAAACUGAUGCCUCACAUUUGGCAUAUGGGUAAGCAUCAGUUAGUCUCUGUGUUAUGAAAUUAGGGUGGAUAUUUUCAUGUUUGAAGGUGGGUGCAUGCCUACAAGAAUUUAUAUUUCUAAAUGUGAUUAUAAUGUUGCCCAGAGCGGUUUUUAGGAAAUCUAGACUUUAUUUACAUAUUAAUUUUCUAAGAAUUCAAAGGCAGGUAGUAGCAUAUUCUUCAAAACCUGUUGCAUGAACACCCGCUUAUGUUGCUAUGGUUCUCUGCAGUGGAUCAAAACUCUGGUUUUGAUGACUCCAAAUCAGUUGAGACAUGUAUUAUUUUCCAAUUGUAAUUUGGAAUAUAAUUGCAAAAGAAAGAUGGGAAAAGGAAAUUUAUAUAUUCAUUCAAAAGUGAUUCAUUGAGAUAUUUUAAUGAGCCAGACAUUUGCUUACCAUUGGGGUAAACUAGUGAACGAAACAGACCCUGUUAUUUUCUUCAUGCUACUUUACAUCCCCUGUGUUUUGUUUCUAAAUGUCUCAGGGUCCCUGGCACUCACCAUGACUCAUGGAUGGCAUCAUUACUGUAUUUGCUUUAAGAAUGGAGAGCAAAGUCAAGGUCAAAGUUAGGCUAUAAAAAAUGGAAAUGAGGGGUAAUAUCAUUGCUCUGUUGAUAAUUUACUGGGUAAAUUUGAACAAGUUACUGAACUGCUCUGAAUCUGUGUUUCUUUAUCUGUACUUUUGUUUAGUUCUUUCUGACUCCACACUCUAGCAUUCCAUAAUUGAAGUUGUAAGUUUGAGAUUCAGGAGGCUCUGAACCAAGUUACCUUUCUUUUUUCUGUACAUUUUCAUCAGUCUAUCUUAGUUCUUUUUUCAUGUAAUUCUGCCCACUCCUCUCCAUCUAAACUAUCAGCCUAGUCCACGCCACACCAUCUCAUCCUUGGACUUUUCUGCAGUAGCUAAUAACCGUUUGUUCCUCCUCCCCUCUUACUCCCUGCAGUCCAUUCGUCACAUAGCAACCAGUGUUAUCCACUUACAAUGGUAAGAUAAACCAGGUGCCUCUUCUGAUGAAAUCCCUGGAAGUAUUUCCUCUUAUUCUUAGAAUGAACAUUCAAUUCCUUAUUGUGGCCUAUAUGACCCCACAUGUUCAGGUUCCUACCUGUUGCUUCAGCCUCUUCAAUUCCACUGUCUUUCUUGUUCUUGCCAAUUAAGCUUCCUGGGAUUCUUUCAGAUGUUCACAUGCUGUUCCCUUUCUCCACUGAGUUCUUCCUUCACACAGUGCCCUCCAACUCUGCCCUUCACACCUUCAUUCUACAGCUCUCAGCUCAAAGUCAAUUCCUUAGGGAUUCCUUACUCCCUCCCUCCCUAAACACUGGCAGCUCAGGCUAAGUAAGAUCUCUGUUAAUAUAGCCUUCCAUAUUACCCUGUAGUUCUUUCUCUUGGUACUCAUUCCAAUAGCAAUUGUUAUCAAUUGUGUAAUUAUUCACUUAACUGCUUGGCUAAUUAACUAUUUAAUGUCUGUCCCCUUUUCUAGAAUGAAAUAUCCUGGGGGACAGGCAGCAUUUUAUUCACUUCUGUAUCUUUAGUGCCUAGAAAAGCCUCUGCACUUAGCAAGUGCUCAGUAAAUACUCAGUGAACGAAUGAAGGGAUAUAAUAAAUGGCUAACAUUUCAUUCUUUAUACCCACUAUGAAUUUAUUUUGUAUGGGAGAACACAUCAUGUAUGUCAAGGAGUUCUGAGGGAAACACUGACUUUUAUUUCUAUGCAGUUAUCAGCCUCUGUUUUUCCCAUGAGCUUCCUCUUUCCACCUCAUUUAGAAACAAAUAUCCAUCAAAGUUUGUGUGCUGGGCACUGUGUUGGGUGAGCAGGACUCAACUCUCUUUGAGCUCACAAUCUAGCAGGGAAUCAGCCAACAACUUGAAUAACAAUAAUGCAAGGUAGAAAGUGGUUAGUGUCAGAAAAGAGGCCAGAGAAACUGCUAUGGUGGUUUAGAAGUAAGAGAAAUUGCUUCAAACUGAGAGUAGCCAUCUGUAUCCAGAGGCAUAGUGUUCAAUUUAGGCUUUGAAGGAUAGUGGGGUUUGACUACUAGAGAUGGAUGGGAAAGGGCAAUGCAGAAUGGGUCUAUGGGCAAAUGAUUGUUCUCUCCCAUUUGUUACGAAUAAAGCCAGGUCUCUAAUUAAGAAGCAGGAGCUGUACCUUUUUAAAAUUAUUUUUAUUUUUCGUUUUCACUCUUAUAUAUAAUCAAAUUAAGUUUUUUGAUGUAUGAAGUCUAUGAAUUUUGACAAAUGCAUGCAACCAUGUAACAACCAACACAAUUAAGAUAUAGAAAAAUUCCCUUUAUCCCCCAACAUUUCUCUCAUGCUGCCACUGUGCAGUCAAUUCUUCCAAACCCCAGUCCCUAUCAAUCACCUAUCUGUUUUCUGUUCCUAUAAUUUUGUUUUCCAGAAUGUCAGAUAGAUGGAAUCAAACAGAACUGGAUUCUUUCACUUGCCAUAAUGCAUCUGAGAUGCAUGAACAUUGUUGUUGUAUGAGAAGUCCAUUUCUUGUUGCUGAGUAGUAUUCUAUUGUGUGGAUAUACCACAGUUUGUUUAUUCAUUCAUUAGUUGAAGGACAUUUGACUGCUUCAAGUUUGUGGCUAUUACAAUUAAGACUGCUAUAAACAUCUAUGUACAGGCUUUGUCUGAAUAUAAGUUUUCAUUUCUUAUAGGUAAAUGCCUAGGAUUGAUAUAGCUAGGGUAUAUGGAAAGUGCAUGUUUAACCUGAUAAAAAGCUCCCAAAUUGUUUUACAAAGUGGCUUUAUUUCAUUUUGCAUUUCCAUCAUUAAUAAAUGGAGAGCCCAUCUGCUGCACAUUUCACCAACACUUGAUAUUUUCCAAUUUUUAAAUGUUAGCCAUUCUAAUAGGCAUGUUACAGUAUCUUAUGCGAUUUUUAAUUUGCAUUUAUUGCUGGGCAUGGUGGCUCACACCUGUAAUCCUAGCACUCUGGGAGGCCCAGUCUGGAGGAUUGCUUGAGGUCAGGAGUUUGAGUUCUGCAUUUAUCUAAUGACUAAUGAUUUGGGACAUCUUAUAUGCUUAUGUUUCAUAUGCAUAUCUUUUUUGAUGAAGUAUCUGUUAAAAUCUUUUGUUUAUUUUAAAUGAGUUUGUUUUCUUAUUGAAUUUUGAGAAUUCUUUAUAUAUUUUGAAUGUGAGUCCCCAUUGAAUAGAUGAUUUAUAAAUAUUUUCUUCUCAUCUGUAUUUGUUCUUUGCUGCUAACCUUUAAUUUUUAUGGUUAUUUUAAAAGUCCUACACUCAGGCCCUCCAUUGGAUCUACCACUAUUCUCUUCUUCACUCAGUAUGUUUACAGAGCUUCUUGGCUUUUUCAGACACACAGUGAGGGGCUAUGAAGAUGAAAAGGACCAUUGUCCUCUUAACAAGGAGCCUUUAGGAGGUUGGAAAGAGAAUCCAGAGAAUACUACAAGAUGUACCUCAGAAACUAUGUUUCAUUGUGAAGAAGUUUAAACAGAUCUAUCUAAAGUGACAGAACAUUCAUAGUAUAUCCGCUGGUUGAGUGUGAACAGAGAGGGAAUGUGUGCACCAUGUUAAAGAGGAGCUGACAGCAGCAAAGAUUAUAACGCUGUGAUGACUGGGGACUUGAUACCAUGAGACAAAUCCAGGUGUUUGAAGAUGAGCCAGCUCGCAUCAAGUGCCCACUCUUUGAACACUUCCUGAAAUAUAACUACAGCACAGCCCAUUCAGCUGGCCUUACUCUCAUCUGGUAUUGGACUAGGCAGGACCGGGACCUCGAGGAGCCAAUUAACUUCCGCCUCCCUGAGAACCGCAUUAGUAAAGAGAAAGAUGUGCUCUGGUUCCGGCCCACCCUCCUCAAUGACACUGGCAACUAUACCUGCAUGUUAAGGAACACCACAUACUGCAGCAAAGUUGCAUUUCCCCUGGAAGUUGUUCAAAAAGACAGCUGUUUCAAUUCCCCCAUGAAACUUCCAGUAUAUAGACUGUAUAUAGAAUAUGGUAUUCAGAACAUCACAUGUCCAGAUGUAGAUGGAUUUUUUCCUUCCAGUGUCAAACCUUCCAUCACUUGGUAUAUGGGCUGUUAUAAAAUACAGAAUUUUAAUAAUGUAAUACCUGAAGGUAUGAACUUGAGUUUUCUCAUUGCCUUAAUUUCAAAUAAUGGAAAUUACACAUGUGUUGUCACAUAUCCAGAAAAUGGACGUACUUUCCAUCUCACCAGGACUCUGACUGUGAAGGUGGUAGGCUCUCCAAAAGAUGCAAUGCCCCCCCAGAUCCAUUCACCCAAUGAUCAUGUGGUCUAUGAGAAAGAACCAGGUGAGGAGCUACUCAUCCCCUGUAAGGUCUAUUUUAGUUUCCUAAAGGACUCUCGCAAUGAGGUUUGGUGGACCAUUGAUGGAAAAAAGCCGGAUGACAUCUCUGUUGAUGUAACCAUUAAUGAAAGUAUAAGUCACACUAGAACAGAAGAUGAAACAAGAACUCAGACUUUGAGCAUCAAGAAAGUUACCUCUGAGGACCUCAAGCGCACCUACGUCUGUCAUGCUAGAAAUGCCAAAGGGGAAGUUGACAAAGCUGCCAAGGUGCAACAGAAAGUGGUAGCUCCAAGAUACACAGUGGAACUGGCAUGUGGUUUUGGAGCCACAGUCUUGCUAGUGGUGAUUCUCAUUGUUGUUUACCACGUUUAUUGGCUAGAGAUGGUCCUAUUUUACCGGGCUCAUUUUGGAACAGAUGAAACCAUUUUGGAUGGGAAGGAGUAUGAUAUUUAUGUGUCCUAUGCAAGGAAUGCUGAGGAAGAGGAAUUUGUAUUACUGACCCUCCGUGGAGUUUUGGAAAAUGAAUUUGGUUACAAGCUGUGCAUCUUUGACCGAGACAGUCUGCCUGGGGGAAAUACAGUGGAAGCAGUUUUUGAUUUUAUUCAGAGGAGCCGAAGGAUGAUUGUUGUCCUGAGCCCAGACUAUGUAACAGAAAAAAGCAUCAGCAUGUUGGAGUUUAAACUGGGUGUCAUGUGCCAGAAUGCCAUUUCCACCAAGCUCAUUGUGGUUGAGUACCGUCCCCUUGAGCAUCCACACCCAGGCAUCCUUCAGCUGAAGGAGUCUGUGUCUUUUGUGAGCUGGAAGGGAGAAAAGUCUAAACAUCCUGGCUCCAAAUUCUGGAAAGCCUUGAGGUUGGCUCUUCCCCUGAGAAGUCUGAGUGCCAGUUCUGGCUGGAAUGAGAGCUGCUCUUCCCAGUCUGACAUCAGUCUGGACCACGUUCAGAGGAGGAGAAGUCGUUUGAAGGAGCCCCCAGAACUCCAGAGCUCAGGGAGGGCUGCAGGUUCCCCCCCAGCCCCAGGCACAAUGUCCAAGCACCGAGGGAAGCCCUCUGCAGCCUGCCGCUGUUGUGUCACCUACUGUGAAGGAGAAAGCCACCUGAGAAGCAAGAGUCGAGCAGAGAUUCAUAACCAGCCCCAGUGGGAGACACACCUCUGUAAGCCUGUUCCCCAAGAGUCAGAAAAUCAGUGGAUACAGAAUGGCACCAGAUUGGAGCCCCCUGCUCCCCAGAUCUCAGCCCUUGCUCUUCACCAUUUCACGGAUUUAUCCAAUAACAAUGACUUUUAUAUCCUAUAAUUCCUGCUUGUGGUGGGUGGUGGCUUCUAUCUCUAGAAACUCUCUUUAUGUCAUGAACCUGUGGGAGUAACUGAUAUUUUUAUCAUCUAAUGGACUAUCAGAUUUUUGUCCCCUUUAUUGAUUUUUAAAAACUAUUUAUUUCUAGGAGACAAAAGACCUGAAGGACCAGAAUCCAGAAUUAUUGCCUCUAAUGGCCUCAGAAGAGCACACUCUUCUUGGGCCCUAGAAGGCUCUGAUUUACUCCAUCCAAGGACUACGAAUCAUCAUUUUAACAAGGUGUUUGCAGGCAAUAGAUGAAAAUGUAGGGCAUGUUUAGCCCUUGAGGUUGCCUUAGCACAAGGAGAUUGUUGAAUAGAGUGGUCAGUAGAGUGUAUUUAUAAUAUAUGAAAUAUCAAACACUGAUGUUUGGAACCUGGUGGGGUUGCUGUAGUCAUCGUAUGUAUUAAUCAGAAUAAGAUAAGCUGUGUUCUGCUAAGAAAUAACCCCAAUAUUUCAAUAGUUUCAUAUAACAAAGCUUAUUUCUUGUUUAUGCCACAUUUCCAGCUUAGGAGCUCACUUUUUUUAGCUUUGCCAUCUGAAAUGUGUGGCUUCCUGUUGUUCUGUGCUUCAGCUGAAAUAUGACACUCAUUACUUUCACUUACAAUUCAUUAGUCAGAACUAGCUCCAAGGUAUAUAGUCAUAGAAAAUACUAAAAAAUGUAGUCUUCCUGUGUCCCCAGAAAGAGAAAAGUGAAAUGAACUUGGUCACCACAUGGCAUCACCUUUGUCUACGCAUGAGAUGAGAAUGAGAUAUUGAGAUAACCUGAAGAGGCAAGAGACCUUCCAACUGAGAUUAUGUCACAUGCUUUGAUCAUGAACAAUUAGAAGAACUCUGUUGCCAACAUCGACCUCAGUUUGCCAAGGUAUCAAGAUAAAACAGCAUGCAGAAAAGAGUAGACCUUGUUCAUAAAUGUUCCUGAAAGAAAUGUUGUUCAAGGAAUGCAUAAUAAUCAUCACAGCUUCCGGUUAGGAGGAAUUAGGCUUAAAAUUUUGGAGGUUAUUGUAUUUGGUUACUUUCCAUUCAGUGGCUUUAGUUGGUUCUCUAAGAAUGUAAUGCUCAAACUAUCUACAAAUGAGCCAUUUCACUUUGGAUAUCCAAGGAGCCUCAGAAGAAUUGAAGACAUUUAGAACACAGCAGAGCAUGUAACACAGUCAUUAUAAAGCAUCACUUGAUCCAUUUAUCUGAAGAGCUGAAUAGGGAAUUCAAAAUGAACAUGCAAAAGCUCAAAGGAAGGAAGAGACAAAUGCUAGUGUGAGUAUUAUGAAGUCUGCUGCAAUCUGCUUUCUCUAUGAUUUGGAUUCCCUGUUUGUAUUAAAGAUUUGAAUUUUUAUAUGA